Molecule: messenger RNA, 967 nt
Organism: Vicia villosa (hairy vetch)
Lineage: Eukaryota; Viridiplantae; Streptophyta; Magnoliopsida; Fabales; Fabaceae
Product: putative gamma-glutamylcyclotransferase At3g02910
Exons: 3
Coding region: 70-696 (208 amino acids)
Molecular function (GO): gamma-glutamylaminecyclotransferase activity
Source: RefSeq, a predicted model, not a curated record
AAAAUUCAGAGGUUCCUGUGAAUGGAAUGAAUACGAGAAUCCAUUGUAUUCCAUUUCAAUUCUGAAAAUAUGGUUGCGGAGGCAGACGUUUCCGGCAAAGAAGCCGCCGCCUUGAUAUUCACGUACGGAACAUUAAAAAGAAACUUCUCGAACCACCCCCUUCUCCAAGACCUAAUCCUGAAGGGCGACGCCUCUUUCAUCGGAACCUACCGCACGGUCCAAAAUUACCCUCUUGUAUGUGGCCCCUACCGAGUCCCCUUCCUUCUCAACAUUCCCGGGUCGGGUCAAUCUGUCCACGGAGAACUCUACUCCGUCUCUGCAGACGGGCUAUCCAGAAUGGACGAACUGGAAGGAACCUCGCGCGGUCACUACGAGCGUCUCCCUAUCAAGGUGGUUCCUGUUCCUUCCGGUGAGGAGGAGAUGGAGGCAAAGAUAACAUGCGCCGAGGCGUAUUACGCCCACGGGAGCUACGCGAUGGAGAUGUGGAACAAGAAUGGUAAACAAGGGUUCAAGUGUUAUACGGAGAAAGAAACUAUUGGCCUGUUUGCAGAUCAACCAGGGGCCUGUAAUUGUGUGAUUGGAACCAAGAUGGAAGCAAUGGCUCUCAGUCUCAGGUUUCAGAAAGGAGAUGAUUGCUGGAGUAACUACGACGAGCAGCAAUUAUCUGUCAGAGUUAAUUUUGCAGCAACUGCUUAGCUGUGGAGUGCUGGAUGCAGUUGUGGAUCCGUACUCAUAAUAAUCAAAGAGGAGCAGUGUUUUCUUACAGGCUGCAUUUUUUGUGUGCAUAUUUUGAUUUGAGAGACAUGAUCUUUAAGUUAGUUGUAAAUAACAUUGAUGUGACUUAUAUAUCAUAGUGAUCCUCAUGACAAAUUUGAUAUUGGACAUGUUUUAGCAAGCUUUGCAUAGCAGUGGCAUCUCUUUUAUAAAUGAACCAGUUUAUUUUCCAUCACUUUAUUAGCUUACUUCA